Molecule: messenger RNA, 4168 nt
Organism: Solea senegalensis (Senegalese sole)
Lineage: Eukaryota; Metazoa; Chordata; Actinopteri; Pleuronectiformes; Soleidae
Gene: pogza
Product: pogo transposable element derived with ZNF domain a
Exons: 25
Coding region: 317-3886 (1189 amino acids)
Biological process (GO): regulation of transcription by RNA polymerase II
Cellular component (GO): chromosome
Molecular function (GO): chromatin insulator sequence binding
Source: RefSeq, a predicted model, not a curated record
UUAAUUUCGUUGUAUAGGUUACAAUGACAAUAAAGGACUAUACUACACUAUAAUAUACGUACUGUACUCAAUCAAACUGGACAGUUUCUCGACUAAAGUGACCCAUAUCUGAACUCUGCAGUUACACUGGUCACCACUAGGGGGGCACAAACCACAGGGGGUGUUACUACUAACCUGAAAAUGAUUAAUAGGCUGAAAUGGAAUUGAACUUGGUGACAUAAUGAAUAGACAUGAAACCUCAACAUGAGUCCACUGGUGUGAGUCCUCUUCCUCUGCUGCACAGGCUGCAGGACAGUCAUGUGACCAAAGGUGGACCAUGGAGGUGCAGUGUGACACAGGUGGGGACACUGACCUGACCAUGGAGUGUGAUGAAGAUGAGCCUUCAUCACUGCUGUCGUCUUCAUCACUGCAGGCUGAGGAAAAGAAAGAGGAUGAAGGUCUGAAGGUCAGGUCACUAGAGGAGGAGAUGGACCAAUCACAGACCAGACUCAUCUCCAUCCCAAAGCAGCUAAUGAAGAACUGCAGCGCCCCCACACUGAUGUCCUCAGCUGUUCCUCUGGGCUUCAGGUUGAACGGUCAGCUGGUCCCUCUGCUGCCUGGAGGUGGCGCUGCAGAGUUGAAGCUGUGCUCUCAACCCAGAGGUUCAGUCAGUGGCUUCACUGUCACUGUGACAGGAAGUCACCACAUCAACAACACCACAGCUCCGCCCACUGCUGACACUCACUGUCCAGCACCUGAGGCUCAGGCUAACUCCACCCCCAUCAUCACAGGUGUGAUCUCUGGGGAAGAAGCUCAGAAGGUUCUCAAUCAACAUAACCUCAACUUUAAAUUCACCCUGCCUCUCGCCAACCUGAAGACCCUGAAGACCCCGCCUCACAUACAACAUGCCCCACCCACCAUAACACAGCUCACUCCCCCAGCUGCAUUGAGGACCCUGGCUCCUCCCACCAGUAGCAACCGAACUGCUACUUCUCACAAACUGCAACUCAAAGGUCAGCAGGAACACGUGUCUCCUCCAAACUGUCUCAACUGUGCAUCACACUACAAAUUCAUCAAGCAGCUGCGAGGAUUCAUGUGUCUGUGCAGUCCUGGCAUUGCUCAGAGUCUGGAGAACCUGAAGAAGAAGAGGAGGAGCAGAGAAGAGAAGAUGACGCCUCAGAGGUCGUCUGAUGAUGUCCUGUCAGACCCUGAUAGCCCUGUUCCUGAGCCCGCCGACAGCCCCCUGCGGGAGUGCAUGGCUCCUCCCCCUGGCUCCCCUCAGGGUAAACUGGUGAUGCUGGUAGAGGAUUUUUUCUAUGGCUCUGCCCUUGGACGAAGCCCCGCCCACACCAACAGGCUGGGUCCACAGUACAGAGAAGAUUUCUGCUGUGUUUUCUGUCCCACGACAAUACGCAACAACAUCGAGUUUAUGAGUCACACGCUACAACACGACGCUGCCAUCAAACCCUCAUGUCCUUACUGUUACCGUCGCUUUCUCUCCCCAUUCAAACUGCAGUGCCACAUUGAGGGCGACCACAGCCGGUGCAUGUCCUCAGCCACAUGUCAGAUCUGUGAGCGCAACUUUGGCUCUGAGCCUCGUUUCCUGUUGCACAUGAAGAGGGCGCACAAACCAGGAGAGAUGCCGUACGUGUGCCAGGUGUGUGACUUCAGGUCUUCCUUCUACUCGGACGUCUGGUCGCACUUUAAGGACGUUCAUGCUGACACCAAGUAUCUGCUGUGUCACUACUGUCUAAUGGUGCUGGUGGAUGAGAGCAACUACCAACAUCAUGUGACCCAACACCAGAAGAAAUACAUGUUUGACUGUGACAAGUGUCGCCUUCACUUCCUGUACGCACAACAACGUAACAAACACCAAGAGCUGCACGAGACCUACAUCAAACCUGCUCAGCUCACUGGACUCACACCUGGAACCAAGGUCACAGUGAGGACUUACUCUGUGGUGGAAGGAGCUGAAAAUGAUGAGGUGGUGAAGAAAGUCGUUCCAUGCAAGGUCAUAAAAGUUGACUCACCACCACCUACACAGGAAGUGCCAAAGAGGAAAAAAGUGGAGAGCCUGGGCCCCCUGCUGUCCAGCCUCAGUGAGGAGGCUGGUGUCUCUCCUCUCCUCUGUGUCGAGUGUCUCUCGACCGUGCGUGACGUCAGGAAUCAUUUUCCGUCUUUGGUUCACUGUUCUCUCUGCAGGUUCAUCACCUGCUGCUCCACCUCCUACGCCAACCACAUGAUCAAUAAUCAUGUGACCUUCAAUGAAAACCAACCGUACCAGAGCAUCUUCCUGUCCAACCCUCGGUCGUCACACAGGUUGGAGUGUGUGUCGUGUAAACUCAGCACCUACAGAGGAGACGUGAUGGCCAAUCACCUGACAGAGAGACCUGAGCAUCACUGCAGAGUUCACAAAGAUUGGAGCAUUUACAGAGAACAGCACACACACACCUGUGACAGUGUGACAUCAGCAGGUGAUCUAGGACACAGUGGCUUCGUCCCCAUCAACUUGAUGUCCUCCAGUAAGAUGACGUCCACACAGCUGUCAGUCAAACCCCUCCCCUCCCCCUCCCCCCUCUGCUCUGAGCCGGCAAUGACCAUCAUCAUUGUAGGGCCACGCCCACAAUCUGAUCAGAUGUUGGCGUCCUCUCUGUCUGUCUCUCAGCUGGCAGCUGUUCUGUCCUCACUGUGUCACGGCGUCUCUCAGGCAUCACACCGCUGUCAGACGGCGUCCGCGGCGAUCCUGUCUUGGACCGAGCAGCAGGAGCGUGGGCUGUGUAGCAGGAAUUGGCACUGGAAGACGGCGCGGUUGGUCAGCUGGUUGCUGAGGCAGCGAGAGCUGCAGCUCGCUGUCAGUGAAGACGUGCUCCUGCAGGUCGCCACGACGUUCCUGGGACAGGACAGUCAGCUGUCGGAGCGCUACAGGUGGUCAGUGGACUUCAUGCUGAGACACGACAGCAGCUGCCUCACACUGCCAAUGGACAUCAGAGACAAAUGCCACACGUUCGUACAGUCCCUGCAGGACCAGCUCCGCAGCACGCGUCUCCAGCCUCGCUCCAUUGGCUGCAUGGACGAGUUCUCCAUCUUCAUUGGUCACAAAGCCUUGGAGGACCAGAACCCCACUGCCUUCCAGCUGUUUGCGUCUCCUGAGGUUGAACCUCUGCUCGAUGUCUUCCUGUCCACUCUGUCCGACGGAACGCUGCUCACGCCGCUGCUUUUCUUCAGAAGGACGCCGUCACAUGUCCCUGAAGGUUUCCCCAGCAACGUUCUGCUGGAGACUCGGCAGGACGGGUUCUCCGACCAGGAACGCCUGAACAUCUGGAUCAACAAGGUGUGGCGCCCCUGUAUGGAGGUCUCUGGCCAUAGCAGGGAGUCUGUCCUCCUGGUGGACAGUCAUCGAGGUCACCUGAACAGUCAGUUCAAGGACGACCUGUCCUCCAUCUCCACUGACGUCAUGGUCAUCCCACCAGGGUGCAGCUGCCGUCUGCAGCCGCUCCACAUCUGCGUGACACCCGUCCUGCAAGACUUCCUGCAGGCUCGCUGGACUCAGCUGGUGUGUCAGGGUGGACUGGACGGUCUGGGUCUGGAUCACCUGGCUCUGAUGUUCACCUGCUGGCUCAGUGAACUUUGUUCCACUCUCAACUCACAGACUGGCGUCCUGCACAGGUCAUUCAGCUCAGUGCUGGAUUCGCAGGUGAAGGACUGUGUAGAGGCAGUGACGAUGAUCAAAGACCUUAAAGAAGCUCUGAUGCAGACUCUGGAGACACCAGAACCUCAACCAGAACCUCAACCAGAACCUCAACCAGAACAUGAACCUGAAGGUCCAGGUCCAGGUCUGCUUCAGACGAAGGAAACGGUAGUUAUAGAACAGCCAGGAGGCGGAGCAUCACUCAGGUGUGUCAGCUGACCACAGAACAGUGACCCUGAACUGAUCACAUAAUCAAUGAAGAUCACAGACAUUGCUCAGCGUGACAUGUGUCAGUGAUCAGGUGAUCAGACUCUGACCACACCUCCUCAGCUCUGAUUGGUCCAAAACAGUAAAUUAUGAACAGAUGUUUUCUCCCUGGAACAUGAAUUUACUGACUGUACUAACACUGGCCCUGGAACAUGAAUUUACUGACUGUACUAACACUAGCCCUGGAACAUGAAUUUACUGGUACUGUAGUAAAAUAAACAAACAACAUUCAGA